GAGUUUCUGUAACCAAAAUUCAUCACUAAAAACAAUGAUGCUCGGAGAGCACCAUAGAGCCAAUCCAACGGUUCACGUGCCACCGUGGCCAACUGACGAUAAUCCAACGGCUGAGAUGUUUUCGCCGUUUCUAACUAACGACGCCAAUGCCGGCGAGUACUCUCCGUACUAUCUCCAGGAGGCGCUAACGGCGCUGCAGCGUUAUCUACCGUCAAACGAAACGGACGCCGAUUCUGACUCGGAGGUUGCGAUGGACGCGCCGGUCGACGCGUAUUCCUGCGACCACUUCCGCAUGUUCGAGUUCAAGGUGAGGCGGUGCGCACGUGGCAGAUCGCACGACUGGACGGAGUGUCCGUACGCGCAUCCCGGCGAGAAGGCGCGCCGCCGCGACCCGCGGAAGUUCCACUACUCCGGCACGGCGUGCCCGGAGUUUCGCAAGGGAAGCUGCAAAAAGGGCGACGCGUGCGAGUUCGCGCACGGCGUCUUCGAGUGCUGGCUCCACCCCGCGCGCUACCGGACUCAGCCUUGCAAGGACGGCACCAGCUGCCGCCGGCGCGUGUGCUUCUUCGCGCACACGCCGGAGCAGCUAAGGCUGGUUCCGAUGCAGAGUCCGAGAAGCUCAAACUCGCCGGAGUCCUAUGAUGGUUCUCCGAUGAGGCAAAUCUCGAUGGCGCCGUUUAUGUCUUCUCCGGCGGCGUCUGUCUCCCCGCCGGAGUCGCCGCCGGUAUCGCCGUCGAUGAACGAGAUGGUGGCUUCUCUGCGGAAUUUGCAGCUUGGGAAGGUAAAAUCCAUGCCUCAGAAACGAAACGCGUCGAUCGGGAUCGGGUCACCUUGCUUCGGGUCUUCACCGAGAGGUUCGGUGCUCCGACCCGGUUUUUGUAGCCUCCCGAGUACGCCAACUCAGCAACCGGUUCGGUCGGGUGUUAGUUAUUUCGAUCUUUGGGAGAAGAGUUGUUGCGAGGAAGAGCCGGUGAUGGAGAGGGUGGAGUCCGGGAGGGACAUUAGGGCUAAGAUGUUUGAGAAGCUGAGCAAGGAGAAUUCCCUGGACGGGUCGGGUUCGGGUCAGGUAACCGGGGCUCCGGAUGUUGGGUGGGUUUCAGAGCUCGUGAAGUGAUGGGGCUUUUAUUGUUUGGAGUUGUGACGGUGUAGUGUAAAUAUUUGAUUUUCAUGGUAUGGUAUGGUAUGGUAUGGGUGAAGAGGAUAAUCUCUUUUUUGGGGGGAGUUUUCUUGGAAAAUCAAGAGUCAAGUCAAGACCUCUCCACAUGAUGCAUUGAUUUGGGAGAUCAAAGUAUCCAAAGCUUUUGUAUAGUUAGUAGCUUACUAUUAUUAUUAUUGUUAUUAUUAUGAAUAUGAAUUAUUAUUACCAUGUUUUAAUUAACUAGUGUGUCUGUUAUUGUCCCUUACUAAUCUCAUUGAUGUACAAAUGUAUAAUGUUUAGGAUCCAAGCCAAGCCAAGCUCCUUCUAGCUUGUCAUGCAGAUUAUUUAUGUGAAGUAUAUUUUGUUGAAAA
Cajanus cajan (pigeon pea) is the source of this 1509-nucleotide messenger RNA. It is a transcript of the gene OZF2, whose product is annotated as Zinc finger C-x8-C-x5-C-x3-H type family protein. Lineage: Eukaryota; Viridiplantae; Streptophyta; Magnoliopsida; Fabales; Fabaceae. Gene Ontology annotation, molecular function: metal ion binding. The record is from RefSeq and is a predicted model, not a curated record.